Messenger RNA from Coccinella septempunctata (seven-spotted ladybird), 506 nucleotides. Its product is annotated as spondin-1-like. Lineage: Eukaryota; Metazoa; Arthropoda; Insecta; Coleoptera; Coccinellidae. The coding region runs from base 2 to 442 and encodes 146 amino acids. The transcript is spliced from 2 exons. The record is from RefSeq and is a predicted model, not a curated record.
UAUGAUCAGAAACUCAAACCUGACUUUUCAUGACAUUUUUAUCAUAUACAUCCUAAUGAGAUCGUGUUUUUUAUUUAUACUCAUUUUAUACGUUUUUUGUUAUGUUCACGUAGCCUGUAGUGAAACAACAACAUUUUUACCAGUUGUUUCCAAAGUGGUCACAAAUUCAGAAAUCAAGGACCGGGAUAAACGUGACGAGAAAGUUGAACAGAAUGAAGACGACAAUGAAGAUGAAGAGGAAAUAACGACUGAGGAUGAUAAUUCUAGAGAAAAAAGAAAGAAAAAGGGACCGAAGGUCUGGGAUAGAUGGAGCAAAUGGAGCGAAUGCAGCGUGACUUGUGGAAUGGGGAAGCAGACACGUUGGAGACAUUGCAUAGCUGGAGAUUGUGCCCCUGGAGAGAAGGAGGCUCAAAUAAAAACGUGUAUCAUGCCUCCAUGUUAAUUUUAAUUUAUAUUAUAUAUUUUCUUUUUCUGUUACAGAAAUAUAUAGUGGCUUUAUAGUUAGA